Molecule: messenger RNA, 381 nt
Organism: Australozyma saopauloensis
Lineage: Eukaryota; Fungi; Ascomycota; Pichiomycetes; Serinales; Metschnikowiaceae
Product: histone H3 family protein
Exons: 1
Coding region: 1-381 (126 amino acids)
Cellular component (GO): nucleosome
Molecular function (GO): DNA binding; structural constituent of chromatin; protein heterodimerization activity
Source: RefSeq, a predicted model, not a curated record
AUGGUGAGAAACAAACAAAGUGCCCGGCCAUUGAGCGCCGGAAAAAGGCUAAUUGGAAUAACGGAAACGGCCCCCAAAAGAAGGCGUUACCGUCCAGGAACGAAGGCACUCAAAGAAAUCCGCCAGUAUCAAAAGAGUACCGAUCUUCUUCUUCGAAGGCUUCCAUUCGCACGGCUCAUUCGAGAAAUCGCUAUUUCAAUGCUAGGACAGCAUUACGUAGUCCGUUGGCAGUCGCAAGCCCUUUUGUGUUUGCAAGAGGCUGCCGAGGCGUUUCUUGUGGGACUCUUUGAGCACACAAACCUCUGUGCGCUUCAUUGUGGACGUGUGACGAUAAUGCCAAGGGAUAUGCAGUUGGCUCGUCGUCUUCGGGGGUUUGUUUGA